AUGAAGAUCACCGCCAUUCUCUCCCUUCUCCCUCUGGCUUUCGCAGCUCCGGCACACGUUGAGAAGCGUGCCGGACCCACAGUCGUCGCACCCUCCCCCCAGGCCACAGUGCUUGGUAAGAGCGCUUCCAAUGUAGAGUCUUUCAAUGCAAUCCCCUACGCCCAGCCUCCAGUGGGACAGCUUCGUCUCAAGCCACCGCAGCCGUUGACCUCGAGUCUGGGCACAGUCGACGGCACCGGAACUGCGAGGGCUUGUCCACAGUUCUUCUUCUCAGUCGAUCCGGCGGCUUUUCCUGGCAACGUCAUUGGCACCAUAUUGAACACGCCCAUCUUCCAGGCCAUCUCCGAUGCUGGAGAGGAUUGCUUGACUAUCAACGUGCAACGACCGGCAGGUACGGAUGCUGACGCAAAACUCCCGGUCUUGUUCUGGAUCUUUGGCGGUGGCUUUGAAUUGGGCGGAACUGCAAUGUACGACGGCACGUCGAUAAUAGCAGACUCAGUUGCUCAAGGCAAGCCGGUCAUCUUCGUGGCUGUCAACUAUCGCGUUGGAGGUUUCGGCUUCCUGCCUGGAAAAGAGAUCCUUGCAGAUGGCUCCUCAAACUUGGGCUUGCUCGACCAGAGGCUGGGCCUGCAAUGGGUUGCUGACAACAUCGCGGCUUUUGGAGGCGAUCCAACUAAAGUGACAAUUUGGGGCGAGAGUGCCGGAGCCAUCUCAGUCAUGGAUCAGAUGCUGUUGUACAACGGAGAUCACACUUACAAGGGAAAGCCGCUUUUCAGAGGCGGUAUCAUGAACAGUGGUUCUAUUGUACCUGCAGACCCCGUCGACUGUCCAAAGGGUCAACUGAUCUACGACACGGUCGUGAAGGCAGCCGGCUGCUCCAGCUCCACCGACACUCUCGCCUGUCUCCGCCAAGUGCCUUACGAAAAGUAUCUGCAAGCUGCCAACUCAGUCCCCGGGAUCCUCGGCUACUUCACCGUCAACUUAUCCUACCUGCCGCGGCCUGACGGCACCGCUAUCACGCAAUCCCCCGAGCUACUCGUCGAAGCAGGGAAAUACGCAAAAGUGCCCUUCAUCGUCGGCGACCAAGAAGACGAAGGCACUUUGUUCGGCCUCUUCACGCCAAACCUGACCACCACCCGCGAAGUGACGACGUACUUCUCCACCGUCUUCUUCAACAACGCGCAGCCCGCGCAAAUCGACCAGCUGGUCGGCACCUACCAAACCAUCAGCGAGGACGGCAGUCCGUUCCGCACGGGCCUGCUGAACAACUGGUAUCCGCAGUUCAAAAGGGUCUCCGCCAUACUCGGCGACCUAACAUUCACGCUCACACGGCGCCUAUUCCUCGAAGCCUCAGCACAGGUCAAUCCCAGCGUGAAGUCGUGGUCGUACCUCGCCACAUACGACUACGGCACGCCGAUCCUCGGAACCUUCCACGCCUCCGAUCUGCUGCAGGUCUUCUACGGCGUGCUGCCCAACAACGCCGCGAAGAGUAUCCGAGGCUACUACUACAACUUCGUCUACAACCUGGAUCCAAACGUCGGUAUCUCGCUGCCCAGCUGGCCGCAGUGGAGCACGAGCAAGAAGUUGAUCGAGUUCAGGGCGAACAGCAACGCGCAGCUCGACGAUGAUUUCAGAGCGGAUUCGUACGAGUUCUUGAAGCAGAACGCGGCUUCCUUACGCGUCUGA
Ascochyta rabiei is the source of this 1686-nucleotide messenger RNA. RefSeq lists its product as uncharacterized. Lineage: Eukaryota; Fungi; Ascomycota; Dothideomycetes; Pleosporales; Didymellaceae. The record is from RefSeq and is a predicted model, not a curated record. The coding region runs from base 1 to 1686 and encodes 561 amino acids. The transcript is spliced from 3 exons.